Messenger RNA from Myripristis murdjan (pinecone soldierfish), 3244 nucleotides. RefSeq names its product NACHT, LRR and PYD domains-containing protein 12-like. Lineage: Eukaryota; Metazoa; Chordata; Actinopteri; Holocentriformes; Holocentridae. The coding region runs from base 1 to 3174 and encodes 1057 amino acids. Gene Ontology annotation, molecular function: protein binding. The transcript has 8 exons. The record is from RefSeq and is a predicted model, not a curated record.
AUGACACGCUCCACAGAGCACCUGUACAAGUUUACCUGUAGGUUCUGGGGCAGACCGGCUCUCCUCAGCUUCCCCAGGAGAAAGACACUCUGGUGCCUUGCUGAUGACGGUGGUUGCGUGCAAGGCCCAAGAACUCUCGCAGGGUGCCAACGUGAACUCAGAUCUGACUUGAAGAAGAAGUUUCAGUGUUUGUUUGAGGGGAUUGCUAAAGCAGGAAACCCAACACCUCUGAAUCAGAUCUACACAGAGCUGUACAUCACAGAGGGAGAGAGUGGAGAGCUCAAUGAGGAACAUGAGGUCAGACAGAUUGAAACAGCAUCCAGGAAAUCAGCCAGACCAGAAACCCCAAUCAAAUGUGAAGACAUCUUUAAACCUUUACCUGGAAGAGAUCAACUAAUCAGAACAGUGAUGACAAAGGGAGUGGCUGGCAUUGGGAAAACAGUCUUAACACAGAAGUUCACUCUGGACUGGGCUGAACACAAAGCCAACCAGCAUGUCCACUUCACAUUUCCAUUCACCUUCAGAGAGCUGAAUCUGCUGAGAGGGAAAAAGUUGAGCUUGGUGGAACUUCUUCAUCACUUCUUCACUGAGACCAAAGAAGCAGGAAUCAGCGGGUUUGAGCAGUUCCAGGUUGUGUUGAUCUUUGACGGUCUGGAUGAGUGUCGACUUCCUCUGGACUUCAAGAACAACCAGAUCCUGACUGAUGUUACAGAGUCCACCUCAGUGGACGUUCUGCUGACAAACCUCAUCAAGGGGAACCUGCUUCCCUCUGCUCACCUCUGGAUAACCACACGACCCGCAGCGGCCAAUCAUAUCCCUCCUGAAUGUGUUGGCAUGGUGACAGAGGUGAGAGGCUUCACUGACCCACAGAAGGAGGAAUACUUCAGGAAGAGAUUCAGAGAUGAGGAGCAGGCCAGCAGAAUCAUCUCCCACAUCAAGACGUCACGAAGCCUCCACAUCAUGUGCCACAUCCCAGUCUUCUGCUGGAUCACUGCUACAGUUCUGGAGGACGUGUUGAAAACCAGUGAGGGAGGAGACCUGCCCAAGACCCUGACUGAGAUGUACAUCCACUUCCUGGUGGUUCAGUCCAAAGUGCAGAACGUCAAGUAUCAUGGGAAAACUGAAACAGAUCCACUCUGGACUCCAGAGACCAGGGAGAUGAUCCUGUCUCUGGGAAAACUGGCUUUUGAGCAGCUGGAGAAAGGCAACCUCAUCUUCUAUGAAGCAGACCUGGCAGAGUGUGGCAUUGAUAUCAGAGCAGCCUCAGUGUACUCAGGAGUGUUCACACAGAUCUUUAAAGAGGAGCGUGGGCUGUACCAGGACAAGGUUUUCUGCUUCGUCCAUCUGAGCCUGCAGGAGUUUCUGGCUGCUGUUCAUGUCUUUGUGACAUUCAUCAACUCUGGAGUCAAUCUGCUGUCAGAAGAACAAUCAACGUCCCAACUACAACACCUCUACCAGAGUGCUGUGGACAAGGCCUUACAGAGUCCAAAUGGACACCUGGACUUGUUCCUGCGCUUCCUCCUGGGUCUUUCACUGCAGACCAAUCAGACUCUCCUACGAGGCCUGCUGACACAGACAGGAAGUAGCUCACAGACCAAUCAGGAAACAGUCCAGUUCAUCAAGGAGAAGAUCAGGGACAAUCCCUCUCCAGAGAGAAGCAUCAACCUGUUCCACUGUCUGAAUGAGCUGAAUGACCAUUCUCUAGUGGAGGAGAUCCAACAGUACCUGAGAUCAGGACGUCUCUCCACAGACAAACUCUGUCCUGCUCAGUGGUCAGCUCUGGUCUUCAUCUUACUGUCAUCAGAAGAAGAUCUGGAGGUGUUUGACCUGAAGAAAUACUCUGCUUCAGAGGAGGCUCUUCUGGGACUGCUGCCACUAGUCAAAGCCUCCAAGAAAUCUGUGCUGAGUGUGUGUAAUCUGUCAGAGAGAAGCUGUGCAGCUCUGGCCUCAGUUCUCAGCUCCCAGUCCUCUAGUCUGAGAGAGCUGGACCUGAGUAACAAUCACCUGCAGGAUUCAGGAGUUAAGCUGCUCUCUGCUGGACUGGAGAGUCCACACUGCAGACUGGAGACUCUCAGGCUGAGUGGCUGUAAUCUGUCAGAGAGAAGCUGUGCAGCUCUGGCCUCAGUGCUCAGCUCUCAGUCCUCUAGUCUGAGAGAGCUGGACCUGAGUAACAACCAGCUGCAGGAUUCAGGAGUGAAGCUGCUCUCUGCUGGACUGGAGAGUCCACACUGCAGACUGGAGGCUCUCAGGCUGAGUGUGUGUAAUCUGUCAGAGAGAAGCUGUGCAGCUCUGGCCUCAGUUCUCAGCUCCCAGUCCUCUAGUCUGAGAGAGCUGGACCUGAGUAACAACCAGCUGCAGGAUUUAGGAGUGAAGCUGCUCUCUGCUGGACUGGAGAGUCCACACUGCAGACUGGAGACUCUUAGGCUGUCAGGCUGUCUGCUCACACAGGAAGGCUGUGCUUCUCUGGCCUCAGCUCUGAGCUCCAACCCCUCCCAUCUGAGAGAGCUGGACCUGAGCUACAAUCAUCCAGGAGACUCAGGAGUGAAGCUGCUCUCUGCUGGACUGGAGGAUCCAACCUGGAGACUGGAGGCUCUCAGGGUGGACCAUGGUGGAGAGCAGUGGUUGAAACCAGGUCUGAGGAAGUAUUCCUGUGAACUCAAACUGGACACAAACACAGCAAACAGAGAACUCGUCCUGUCUGAGGACAACAGGAAGGUGACACGGGUGAGAGAGGAGCAGCCAUAUCCUGAUCACCCAGAGAGGUUUGAGGACUGGAAACAGAUCCUGUGUAGAGAUGGUCUGACUGGUCGCUGCUACUGGGAGGUGGAGAGGAGAGGAACAAUUUCUGUAGCAGUGGCUUACAGAGGAAUCAGCAGGAGAGGAGACAGUGCUGACUGUGUUCUUGGAUACAACGACAAGUCCUGGAGUCUGCUCUGCUAUGAUGAUGGUUUCUCUGUGUGGCACAAUAACAUGAGAACAAACAUCCCUGCCUCCCCCUCCUCUAACAGAGUGGCAGUGUAUCUGGACUGGCCUGCUGGCUCUCUGUCCUUCUACAGCGUCUCCUCUGACACACUGAUCCACCUCCACACCUUCAACAACACCUUCACUGAGCCUCUGUACCCGGGGUUCAGGAUCUGGUCAUACGUCUCCUCAGGGUCUCUGUGUGAGAUUUGAGGAGGGAAAGUCACCUCCUGUGUAGAGAAACACACACACACACACACACACACACACACACACACACACA